AUGGUCACAUUAUAUCUAACUUGGCUUUGGUUGCUCAACCUGCUUCUCUUACAAGUUUUUGCAGCGAGGGACUGCUCCAUCGGGGGUGUUCAUUUCUACACUGAGCUGAACUGUAGACCCGCAUCCCAAGCGUCGGCUAUUGGUAUCAGCGGACAAUUCGACCCCGAAUUAAAAAAAUGCAGACUAGGCUCCGAAUUUGGGUACAUUGCGAGCAUAUCUAAAGAUCCUCCCGACAUGUGCGUCGACAUACGAGUGUUCAACAAUGAACACUGCAACGGUACACAAGUUGGUGGCAUGUCGGUAUCUCAAACUGGGUGCGUAACUCAGGAUCUUGGUGUGCAAGAUGGGCACUGGUACCAAAUAUGGGCCGCUCUUUCGCCGCCCUAA
Messenger RNA from Sphaerulina musiva SO2202, 387 nucleotides. RefSeq lists its product as uncharacterized. The transcript has a single exon. The record is from RefSeq and is a predicted model, not a curated record. The coding region runs from base 1 to 387 and encodes 128 amino acids. Lineage: Eukaryota; Fungi; Ascomycota; Dothideomycetes; Mycosphaerellales; Mycosphaerellaceae.